Molecule: messenger RNA, 774 nt
Organism: Humulus lupulus (European hop)
Lineage: Eukaryota; Viridiplantae; Streptophyta; Magnoliopsida; Rosales; Cannabaceae
Exons: 3
Coding region: 1-774 (257 amino acids)
Source: RefSeq, a predicted model, not a curated record
AUGCUUAAUAAUAGACCACAAGGGAAUUUACCUAGUAAUACCUUGGUAAAUCCUAAAGAGAACUGUCAAGCAAUUUCAUUGAGGAAUGGUAAGCAAAUGGAGCAUCCCAGUGUACAAAAAUCAGUGGUUCAGAAUGAAGAGUUGGGUGAGAAAUCAGAUACAAAAGUGAAUGGGGUUACUGAAGACCACCAGGAGGUAUUCAAAAAGCUGCACAUCAAUAUUCCAUUUGUUGAGGCAUUAGAGCAGAUGCCUAGUUAUGUCAAAUUUAUGAAAGAGAUUCUGUCAAAGAAAAGAAAGAUGGAGGAGUAUGAGACGGUGGCACUCACUGAAGAGUGCAGUGUGAUAUUGCAGAGGAAGUUGCCCCAAAAACGACUAGGUUUGGGUGAGGCAAGACCGACAACCGUCACUCUACAACUAGCAGAUCGAUCGGUAAAACAUCCACGGGGAAUUAUUGAAGAUGUUCUUGUGAAGGUGGAUAAGUUUAUUUUUCCUGCUGAUUUUAUCGUUCUGGAUAUGAAGGAGGAUAUGGAUGUACCAAUCAUUCUGGGCAGGCCAUUUUUAGCUACUGGGCAGGCUUUGAUUGAUGUUCAGAAAGGUGAGCUGACACUGCGAGUUCAGGGUGAAGAAGUGGUAUUCAACGUGUUUAAGGCUUUAAAGUUUGCAAAUGUCAAUGAUAGUUGUUUCAAAGUUGACAUAGUAAAGAAAGCGUUGGCAGAAAUUCAUCUUACAGAGGAUUCACUUAAGAAGAGCUUGACAAUUGGGGAUAGAUGCUGA